Brachypodium distachyon (stiff brome) is the source of this 955-nucleotide messenger RNA. RefSeq names its product 1,4-dihydroxy-2-naphthoyl-CoA thioesterase 1. The record is from RefSeq and is a predicted model, not a curated record. Bases 333 to 866 code for a protein of 177 amino acids. Gene Ontology annotation, biological process: phylloquinone biosynthetic process. Lineage: Eukaryota; Viridiplantae; Streptophyta; Magnoliopsida; Poales; Poaceae. Gene Ontology annotation, cellular component: peroxisome. Gene Ontology annotation, molecular function: 1,4-dihydroxy-2-naphthoyl-CoA thioesterase activity. The transcript has a single exon.
GUAGUAUGGUCGUUGCCGCUGAUGGAGAACCCCACACCAGCUAGAACACGAAAAAUUCAGUUAAUUACUCUGUAAGUUUAUAUGCCUGACAAGACACGGGAUGAGUUGGGAGUGAUUAGGCAAGCGGACCGGCCAGGCGAUGAUGACGGCCGGGUCGAUCUGGUUAUCCCAUCACCCAACUACCAGAUAGGUUACAGGACUAGUCGUGCUAAUAAUUAUUUCACUCGUGUCUUCUUCUUCUUCUUCUUCUAGCUAGCUAGCUAGCUACCCCCCCUCUCAGCUAAUUCAACAAGUUGAAAGCUUAUUAGCAGAGGAGAGCUGAGAGCAUAGCCAUGGCGGACGAGACGGCGGCGGCCACUGCGAAGCCGAAGACGGCGGAGCUGGAUCCGGUGCUGCACGCGAUGGGGUUCGAGCUCGAGUCGCUAUCCCCGUCGCUCCUCACCGGCCGGCUGCCCGUGACCUCGCGGUGCUGCCAACCGUUCAAGGUGCUCCACGGCGGCGUGUCGGCGCUGGUGUCGGAAGCGAUGGCGAGCAUGGGCGCCCACAUGGCGUCGGGGUACAGCCGCGUGGCCGGGGUCCACCUCGCCAUCAACCACUUCCGGAGCGCCGCCGUGGGCGACGUCGUCGUCGCCCGCGCCGUCCCCGUCCACCUCGGCCGCUCCACGCAGGUCUGGGAGGUCAAGCUAUGGAAGCUGCUCGUGGAGCCGCCGGAGCCGGAGAAGAAGAAGGUGCUGAUUGCGGAGUCGAGGGUGACGCUGCUGUGCAAUUUGCCCGUGCCGGAGAGCCUCCGACAUGCCGGAGACGCGCUCAAGAAGUACGCCGCCGCUGCGGAUGCGAAUCCAGUCGCCCCCAUCAGUAAACUGUAAUUACAUACUUACUCAGUUACUCGGACCUUUGAUUGCUGUGAUGUUCGUUCGUCCGCGAUAAUAAUAAUAAUAAAAUUUAUGGUAAAUGA